Messenger RNA from Salvia miltiorrhiza (redroot sage), 463 nucleotides. RefSeq lists its product as uncharacterized. The record is from RefSeq and is a predicted model, not a curated record. Bases 94 to 321 code for a protein of 75 amino acids. NCBI's taxonomy places the organism in Eukaryota, Viridiplantae, Streptophyta, Magnoliopsida, Lamiales, Lamiaceae. The transcript has a single exon.
AUAAUCACACUUUGUUGUGAAAGCUAUAACACUCCUAUUAAAGACGGGAAAUUGGAAGAAAUUGAAGGUUUUGCAUAUUUGGAAGAAGAAGAAAUGGCAAUGGGUGUUCCAAUAUGCGUGCAGUGCGGGACGAGGAGCAACCCGUGCAGGUGCAAGGUGGUGGGCCCCACCGUCGGCUUCCUGGCGUUCACGGCGGCGGCACUGGUGGAGUGGCCCGUCGGCGCCCUCGUCUACUGCUUCCGCCACAUGAAGGGCCGCCGCAUCAUGGCUCAUCCCGCCACCGUCGUCUACCCAGCCGUCACCAACUCCAUCCCUAUUUAAACAAUACGUCUCGUUUACUUUCUUCACUCAUUCUCAGCUUCUUCUGUUUUUUUUCCUUCAAUGUUUAUGUCAAGAAUAACAAUGUUAUCUAUGUAAGUAUCCUCUUUAAUUUCCAUACGGGGUAUAUCGAUCUUGUAUACAA